CAGCACCUUGCUAAUAGCGCACACAUUAACUGCAGCGCAGAUCAGAGGAGGAGUGCAGUAAUGAGAGAGAGCCCGGCAUUUGCUCCUGCUCUGUGUGUGUGUGUGUGUGUGUGUGUGUGUGUGUGUGUGUGUGUGGAUGUAUGUGAGAGAACGUCUGUGUUGAGCAAAUGUGUGCAUGGUGCGUCUAGUGUGUGUUUGUGAGAGAGGCAGAGAGAGUGAGAGAGAGAGGGAGAGAGUGAGAGAGGGAGAGGGAGAGAGAGAGAGAGAGAGAGGGAGAGAGCGGACGUGUGUUAGUGGGAGCUGGGAGGAAGGAUGGCUGCUCAUGUUUGAACUGCCUCAGAUGCUCAAAGGGGGAGUCAAGGCAAAAAUUCAGCAGAGGCAGAGAAACAGACGUCUUGUUGGGGGACGCAUCUUGUUCAUCAUUUGUGGGGAAGCAGAAAAGAUUUGGCAAUGCCUGCUGAAGUGAAAGAGGAGCAAAGUUCAGAGGGUCCUCCUCCACUAUCUUUGCCCCAGGAGGCUAAAGAGGCCACUCUUGACAACCCAUCCACCAAUGACGAACUGGACACGCCCACCUCCAUCGCCUCUGUGAUGACCUCGACCAAUGAGAGCUCCACGGAAACCGACACCCCACAGCAGACAGACACUGAGGAGUCCAAGGCUGUCGAACACGAGGGUGAACAGGCCCUGAGUGAGACCCAAGAAUCCUCAGACACACAACUGGAGAACUUCCAGGCAUCAGAUGCACCUGCUCUCACAUCGACUCCAGUGGUUCCAGAUAACACUGCCAGGGAGCAACCUAUUGCUGAGGCAAACACUGAACCCUCUGAAUCUGUUGCACUGACCACAACGACCAGCAGUGCAACCACAGCACCCCCACAUCCCCAGGUGGUACUGCAGCCCGGGGAGCCACAGCCAGUGAAUCCAGACAGCCAGAGCAGAGUGUAUGCCUUGCCUGACAGCUACAGAGGCGUAGGGGGAGACUUAUGCGCUGCCGGGUAUGGAAGCCUGUCCCGAGCCACCCUCCACGGCUACUGGCCUGCCAAAAACUUCCAGCCUGGGGCUCACUACACCUUACCCUUCCUCAGGGACAGCUACGCUCCUGCAGGACUCAGCAGCCAGACAGAGGAAGAUGGCCUCAGCGAACGGGGAGAAAACCCUCUGGACAUGAAGACUGACCACCCAACUGCUGGUUAUGCGACACUGGGAGGGAUCCACCAGUUCAGGCCAAUUACCACUAUGGAGCUCCUCAGAGAGCCCUCGAGAACCAGAGGAGGCUAUGAUGAUGCCUUCAUGGCCCAGCUGGAGGGGAACCUGAAUCCCUUUUUCCAGGCCAUGUGCCGAGCGCAGACCCUGCAGUUCCCUCACAAACGCAGCAGCAUGGUCAGCCUGGACAGUAUCCGCAGAGACCCGCGUUGGAGAGACCCCAACCUGCAUGAGGUGAUCUCAAUGCUCAGCCACCCAAUGGACCCAGUCAAGUCCAACGCAGCUGCUUAUUUGCAGCACCUAUGUUAUGAGAACGAUCGCAUCAAGCAGGAAGUUCGUCAGCUGAAUGGGGUGCCGAUUCUGGUGGAAUUACUGGACCAUCCUAAAGCCGAAGUCCACCGCAAGGCCUGUGGUGCCUUGCGCAACAUAUCCUUUGGAAAAGACCACAAUAACAAAAUGGCCAUCAAGAACUGUGAUGGCAUACAAGCUUUAGUCAGACUGCUGAGGAAGUCCAGCAGCAUGGAGGUCAAAGAGUUAGUCACAGGCACUUUGUGGAACCUCUCUUCACAUGAGCCACUGAAGAUGAUGGUUAUCAACCAUGGGCUUCAAACGCUGACUGAUGAAAUCAUCAUCCCACACUCAGGCUGGAGGAGAGACUCGGCCGACCCCUCCAAACUGCAGUGUGCUGAGUGGACCACAGUCUUCAAAAAUACCUCGGGAUGUCUGAGGAACGUCAGCUCAGAUGGGGCAGAGGCUCGACAGAGGUUGAGGGAGUGUCAGGGGCUGGUGGACGCGCUUCUUCAUGCCCUUCAGUCAGCCGUUGUCAACAAGGAUACUGACAAUAAGUCGGUGGAGAACUGCGUCUGCAUUCUACGCAACCUGUCCUACCACGUUCAUAAAGAAAUACCGGGAGCCGAGCGAUUUCAGGAGCCCCAUGUCAAUCAUCUGAUGAGGUCAGUGGGGCACCCGAAGAAGAAGAAUGAGCCUGACUGUUUUGGCGGGAAAAGAUCCAAAGAGGAGUGGUUCAACCAAGGUUGGAAAAAUGGAUUUAUGGACAGGAAAUACGGUACAUUGGAUUUACCAAAACGUACAGAACAAAUGAAAGGGUUGGAGCUGCUGUACCAGCCAGAGGUGGUGAGGCUCUACCUCUCUCUUCUCACCUGCAGUCACAACCACAACACCUUGGAGGCAGCCGCGGGAGCUUUACAGAACCUUGCUGCGGGACACUGGGCUUGGUCCAGCUACAUCCGGGCCACAGUGAGAAAAGAGAAAGGCCUGCCUAUUCUGGUGGAGCUGCUGCGCUCAGAUGUGGACAAAGUGGUGCGAGCUGUGGCUAUUGCCCUACGCAACCUGGCCAUGGACAGAAGGAAUAAAGACCUAAUAGGGAAUUAUGCAUUGAGGGACCUUGUCAGUAAUCUGCCAUGUGGGCAACAGCACCCAGCGAAGAAUCUUGAGGGAGAUACGGUGGUGUCUAUCCUGAAUACUAUCCAUGAGAUCAUCACAGACAGCCCAGAGAACGCCAGAGCCCUCAUACAGGGUCAUGCUGUGCAGAAACUGGUGGCCAUCAACAAGUCCAGCCAAUCAGCACGGGAGACCAAGGCAGCUUCCCAUGUGCUCCAGACAAUAUGGACCUACAAGGACCUGAGAAAUAAUCUGAACAAGGCAGGAUGGAACAAGACCCACUUUAAGCCAACAACCACAGGAGUGACUAAGAAGACCAAGAGUGGAAAGCAAGGCAGCGAUGACAUCACCUUGCCCCUCAUGGACAAAAACCAAGAUGUAUAUGCCACCUUGGAGCCAAAUGAUAGAGUUGGAGAUGGAAAAGGGCCUGUUGUGGAAAGAGAUACUCUCCAGGCGAUAAGUGAAAGAAAACACUUCAUCAGAGCUGGCAGGCCUGCAGUGGGCCUCAUGGAUAACAAACCUCCACCACUGGACUCCUGGGUGUGAACAUGACAACACGGCCACUCAAUCUCAAGUUAAAUCCAGCAGAGACACUUUCCAUUGGUGAAAUACGGAUUUGUGCUAUUUGAUCAUUCUUGUACAGACAGAGAAACACAUUUAGUUCAAAAAUAAUUUCCUUUGUUUACAGGAAAUAAUGUGCCAAACAUUUACAUGUAUUUAUUAUGGAGGUAGACUGGAUGGAUUUUGUCAUUUAGGAUGAUAUACACUAUGUCUGAAACUCAUGAUGGAUUAUGUAUGACAUCUGAAAUAGCCUAAAUAUGCAAACAGUGGUGAAUCAAGACUCCAAAGAAUAUAUGACAUGUACAAUUCAAAUUUUACUGAUACACAAGUACGAGAUAAUUUGUAAUACUUCUAGUUUGUCAUGCUAUUAAGACUUAAACUGACACGUGAAUCUAUUGUUGUCCAUCCCCAUGGGUUCUGGGCUGAAGGAGAUUCUGAUAUAAAAUCAUUUUCAAAAUAUUUUUGGUCAGUGUUUGAGAUCAUUAGGAUUAGGGUUCUUGUCGGCCUAGUUGUCAAAAACAUGCAAAUUAUUUGGAAUUCAGUUCAUUCUCGACAAACCUAUCAUCAGACUAGACUGUGCAGCCAUUAGCCAAUUGUCUCUAUUCCAUUUGUUUCAUGAUAGGCAAAAUGGGAUUGUAAAUGUGUAACAAAGGACUGUUAAUAUUCUAAAUGAAGGCAUUUAUAUUGUAAUAUUUAUUGUAAUACCCAUGUUAUUAAUUAAAGGUUAUUGAUGUGUAUUAGCUAAUACCAGUAAGUGAUCCUACAUUCACUACAACUCUGCUUUGCAGUGGUCCUUUUUGCAUUGCGAUGUUGAAUGAAAAAUGCAAAUAAAUGAUGUGCAUAAUUUCUCA
This is a messenger RNA of Lates calcarifer (barramundi perch), 4016 nucleotides long. It is a transcript of the gene arvcfa, whose product is annotated as ARVCF delta catenin family member a. The coding region runs from base 451 to 3150 and encodes 899 amino acids. Gene Ontology annotation, cellular component: nucleus; cytoplasm; plasma membrane. Gene Ontology annotation, molecular function: cadherin binding. NCBI's taxonomy places the organism in Eukaryota, Metazoa, Chordata, Actinopteri, Centropomidae. The transcript is spliced from 16 exons. The record is from RefSeq and is a predicted model, not a curated record. Gene Ontology annotation, biological process: cell-cell adhesion; cell-cell junction assembly.